Molecule: messenger RNA, 1737 nt
Organism: Danio aesculapii
Lineage: Eukaryota; Metazoa; Chordata; Actinopteri; Cypriniformes; Danionidae
Gene: cd226
Product: CD226 molecule
Exons: 7
Coding region: 88-1116 (342 amino acids)
Biological process (GO): cytokine production; positive regulation of Fc receptor mediated stimulatory signaling pathway; positive regulation of T cell receptor signaling pathway
Cellular component (GO): external side of plasma membrane
Source: RefSeq, a predicted model, not a curated record
GCAGACUCUUGCAGCUGAACACAGAAAGUGCCUGUGGUCGCGCGAGUCUCCGUCAAUGCUGUAUUCAUUCUGUCUCAGAGGAGCAAGAUGGUGGCUGUACAAAAGGAUUACUGGUACUUCUUGGUACUCAUGAUGCUGCUCUGUUUUCUGAAAGGCUCAGUUCAGAUGAAAGCUCCAGAAUCAUCAGUUGUCCUGCAGGAGGGAAUGAUCCUGGACUGCUUGUGUCCAUGGACUGGCCAGCUCAUUAUGGUCUCCUGGUCUAAAAAGCCUAUUUUAAAACCUAUAGCCGUUUAUCACCCUCAGUAUGGCACUAACUUUGGGUCGUCUUAUGAAGGAAGAGUGGAGUUUCUGAAGAGCACUGCGAUGGAUGGUAGCAUUUCCAUAAUGAACGUGACUGAAGGCGACAUUGGCCAGUAUCACUGCUCUCUGCAGACCUAUCCUCAGGGUUCAUGGACCAAAGACACUUUUGUCCAAAAAGCAGCAAUCACCACCUCCAUCUCUAUCCAGGCAGACACUAAGUUGGUAGUUGCCGAGAAUGACAACCUGACCAUUAUGUGUGACCUUGUCCAUGAUGGUAAGAUUUACCAAGUCAGCAUAGAGAAGCUGGACACUGAGGAGGGCAGCAGCAAUAUAAUAGCCACAUGUGAGAUGCUGGAGGAUGGUGUGGAGCUGAGAAACUUCAGCAACAGAGGACUACUGAACUGCAGUGAGGAUAUGGAGGUCAGUCUACAUCUCACCAAUAUCAUCAAAGAAGAUGGAGGACUGUACCGCUGCAACUUCAGCACAAACACUGGCGUCCAGUCCACUACUGUUCUGCUAACCACUAUACCUGCUCAAGAUUUUCCAGGUCUUCAUCAUAUGCUGUAUGUGUAUAUUGGAGGAGGGGUGAUUGGUGUCGUUGCUCUGAUGACUUUGUUGCUAACGUGGUUGAACAGGAUGAAGAGGAAGAAAGAGGAGUACAGGAUCAAACUGCACCCUGCCAAAAGACAGCGUAACCCAUACGACCAGAGCUGUGUGUAUGACAGGAUGAAAAAAGGCACCAGAACCAGGGCUAAAGAUAAAGAAAUAUACAUGAACUUUCAGAUAGUGAGAGCUCACGCUAAACACAAGCGAUGACACUCCGCCAUCCAGAGCACUAACAAAUAACUCAGAAAAGCAACAUCACUGCCAGCAAAUGCUUUUGCACCUGAAUACUAAUGCAUGGAUCAAGGGGAAUAGUUGCUAAUUAUGUGGAAGAUGAAUGCAUCUGUGUGCGUAAUUUGUCAUUUGAUGAAGCACUACCACCAUCAUCCUCAUCUUCAUCACUGCAUUACCCAUUCAGGCCUGGCAUGAGCUCACUUUACAUGGGAUUUCAUUGCAUAAUGGUGCUGGAUUUUGGCUGCUCUUGACCACAUUGUGGCAAAUGUGAAGUUUGUUUGACAGAAAUGGAAAUACCAGCCUGAAGAGUGAAAACUCCUGGAGAUGAACCCUGGUGAACUGACAAUGCUCAGCUUUUAGGCAUGAUGUGAUUUGCUUUGUGAGACGUGAUGAUUUAGAUCAUUUAAGUUGCUUGAGGACGGAAGAUUGAACAUGGAAACAAUGAAUGAAACAAAUCACAGUUUUGUUUACUCAUCUGUCAUUGAUCUCACAAAUCAAUCUGUACAAAUCAAAACUUAGGCCUGCUAGUCUAAAAAAACACACAUAUGAGACUGUAUUAUGCCUGAAUGAUGAUGUGACUCAUAAACAAAAUUAACAGAC